UAGAGCAAAGCUCCUUUCUUAGCACCUGUGUUGUGAGGUUUUGGGAUGUGCCUUUCUUUCUUGGGCAGCAGCACACAUCUUGACCGCUUUUCUUGAGCAUCUUUUAGUUUUAUUGAGUAUUUUUUAAGUUGAGCUUGUCUGAGCUCGAUUGCUUACGUCUGACACAGUCUCAAGUUUCCAGUGAAUGGUAACAAAGACUGUAGAGUGUUGUUGGUACUGCAGUGAGAGGCAUGCUUCCUUAGACCAGGUAACAUUUCACUUGUUGCCUUUCCAGUUUCAAGCACCAACUCACCAACAAAGAUUUUACCGAAAACCUUAGGGCCAAUAAAUGUGAAUGUUGGACCCCAAAUGAUUAUAAGCACACCACAGAGAAUUGCCAAUUCAGGAAGUGUUCUGAUUGGGAGUCCAUAUACCCCUGCACCCGCAAUGGUCACUCAGACUCACAUAGCUGAGGCUGCUGGCUGGGUUCCCAGUGAUAGAAAACGAGCUAGAGAAUUUAUAGACCCUGACUUUUCAGAAAGUAAACGAAGCAAAAAAGGAGAUAAAAAUGGGAAAGGCUUGAGACAUUUUUCCAUGAAGGUGUGUGAGAAAGUUCAGCGGAAAGGCACAACGUCAUACAAUGAGGUAGCUGAUGAGCUGGUAUCUGAGUUUACCAACUCAAGUAACCAUCUGGCAGCUGAUUCGCAGGCUUAUGAUCAGAAGAACAUUAGACGAAGAGUUUAUGAUGCUUUAAAUGUGCUAAUGGCGAUGAACAUAAUUUCAAAGGAAAAAAAAGAAAUCAAGUGGAUUGGCCUGCCUACCAAUUCUGCUCAGGAAUGCCAGAACCUGGAAAUAGAGAAGCAGAGGCGGAUAGAACGGAUAAAGCAGAAGAGAGCCCAGCUACAAGAACUUCUCCUUCAGCAAAUUGCUUUUAAAAACCUGGUACAGAGAAAUCGACAAAAUGAACAACAAAACCAGGGCCCUCCAGCUGUGAAUUCCACCAUUCAGCUGCCAUUUAUAAUCAUUAAUACAAGCAGGAAAACAGUCAUAGACUGCAGCAUCUCCAGUGACAAAUUUGAAUACCUUUUUAAUUUUGAUAACACCUUUGAGAUCCAUGACGACAUAGAGGUACUGAAGCGGAUGGGAAUGUCCUUUGGUCUGGAGUCAGGCAAAUGCUCUCUGGAGGAUCUGAAAAUCGCAAAAUCCCUGGUUCCAAAAGCUUUAGAAGGCUAUAUUACAGAUAUCUCCACAGGACCUUCUUGGUUAAAUCAGGGACUACUUUUGAACUCUACCCAAUCAGUUUCAAAUUUAGACCCGACCACCGGUGCCACUGUACCCCAAUCAAGUGUAAACCAAGGGUUGUGCUUGGAUGCUGAAGUGGCCUUAGCAACUGGGCAGCUCCCUGCCCCAAACAGUCACCAGUCCAGCAGUGCAGCCUCUCACUUCUCGGAGUCCCGCGGCGAGACCCCCUGUUCAUUCAACGAUGAAGAUGAGGAAGAUGAAGAGGAGGAUCCCUCCUCCCCAGAAUAAAGACAGGAGAGAACUCAUGUUUUAAUAUUUGAUGCUCAUGUGUGUCUUUAGUGUGAGCUCUUGUGUUUUGAAAUGAUUGCUUCAGUCUUUGCCUUUGUUUGCAUUUGUGUUUAGUGAAAACUAGAGAAACACAAUAAGCAAAUCACAUGAAGGCUGAGAUGAUUGAACUGACUGAAAGUUCCCAUAGCGUGGAUGAAACCGAGCAGCAGAGCAGCAGGACAUGACCAACAAAGNGUGCUUUCUGAGGACGUGGAGAGCGGCAGUGACGAAGGUCAUUUGUUUUCAGGGAGGUAGGGUUUAAAGACCCCCAGUGGGAGCAUUUAGANGGCAGGCGGCUGCAAGGACUCUGCAUGGUGAUGGCUUCUCUCUAGCCCGCUGGCUUUGGUAGGCAAAAGUGAACUUGGAAGUCACAGUGGGAGUCAGAGGGUGCAGAUUGCAAUCCUUGUCGCCUGAGGAGCCGGGUGGACUGCUGAGCUAGUCCAGGGGUAGCCGGUCCCCUCAUGCAUCUGCUGCCUUAGCUUCUAGAACGGAGCAAGCGCUAACUUUUACGUACCUAGGUGACAUGUAGAAAAAUUUACAGUAAACUGAAAUGACCAUUUGUCAAUGCAUUGGUGCAUAGGAGUUACUAGGGCUACUUCUGGAAGCCAAAAUAGAAUAGCAUCUAUCUCCAUGUGCAUUACAGACUUCGCCAGCACUGCCUUUUGCCAGCAUUCUAAAUUUGGAGUUUUACUGAGAAGGAAACUGUUUUUAUAGUUUUAAUCGGAGCUAUGCAUUUCAUACAGCUUUUUAAUUUACAAUGAAACAAAGAAACAAAUUCCUUUGACCAAAUUGUUUGUCUAUAGUUGUCUGCAGUACUGUAUGAUUUUACCCAUGUGCAAUUUGUAAAAUGAACCAGAUGUCAUUACUCUUGUCUUUAUUUCAAGAAUAUGGCCAUCUCUGUUCUCUUA
Messenger RNA from Mus caroli (Ryukyu mouse), 2456 nucleotides. RefSeq names its product transcription factor Dp-2 (gene Tfdp2). Gene Ontology annotation, cellular component: transcription regulator complex; nucleus. Gene Ontology annotation, biological process: regulation of cell cycle; regulation of transcription by RNA polymerase II. Gene Ontology annotation, molecular function: DNA-binding transcription factor activity, RNA polymerase II-specific; RNA polymerase II transcription regulatory region sequence-specific DNA binding. Lineage: Eukaryota; Metazoa; Chordata; Mammalia; Rodentia; Muridae. The record is from RefSeq and is a predicted model, not a curated record.